UCAAACACGGAAGUAAAUUUUCGAGAGAGGAAGGAAGUGAGGAGAGCAGAAUCCAGCAAAAAGCGCCUCGAUUCGUAUUAUUAAUCCAUUUUGGGUAAUACGCGGAUUAAAUAUUAGCUGUACAAUGUCGAAGAACACAGUAUCUAAUCUUUUCAGAAAGGUAGAUGUAGACGAAUACGACGAGAAUAAGUUUGUCGACGAGGAGGACGGUGGAGAAAACCAACUGGGUCCGGAUGAAGCAGAAGUAAAUUCGCUGAUCAGACAGGGGAAUUUGAUGGAUGCCCUGCAGGCUGUUCUCAAGAACCCACCAAUAAACACAAAGAAUGAGGAUGUCAAGGAACAGGCUGAGAGCCUGGUGCUGAGUGUCCUCAGCUCCUUCAAGAGCAGCGAAAUUGAGAAGGCGGUGCAGACGCUGGGAAAGAACGACGUGGACCUGCUCAUGAAGUACAUCUACAAAGGGUUUGAGAAGCCCUCCGAAAACAGCAGCGCUGUCCUCCUGCAGUGGCAUGAAAAGGCCUUGUCUGCUGGUGGAGUGGGCUCCAUCGUGCGGGUUUUGACUGCCAGGAAAACGGUCUAACCCAACCAACACACAGAAAGGGAUUUGCUGGUACAAAGCCCCAGAUCUGGUUCUGUGUGGGUCUCCCUCCAGAUGCGCCCUCAUUACUUUAUAUCCGCUUGCUACAAAACCCCUCCCCCUUUCCCCCUGAUUGGAUAGCCUGUUAUCACAUGACAAGGAUAAGCCAGUUGCGAUACGUGCAGAGUCCGUUAUGCUGGGUGGUCAGAACCUGCCUGUAAAUGUCUUGGCAGACUUUAAAAGUGGAAGUGCCAAAAAGCAGUAGCUACUUUUAAAGGUUAUUAACUAAUUUUCAGGUGACUACUUGACCGUUGCAGAAUGCUAGCAACUGCCAUCACCAUUUGGACAGUUAAAGCCAUUUUCCAUGAUUGUUAAUGAUCUUGGCCCUUUUUAUAAUGUGAAAGCUGACUGGCCAGUUUGCUAGAGUUCUGCACAGGCCAUGAGAAUCCUCUGUCAGACACUGCUGGACAGUGCUGCAGUGGGAAACACCAGAGUCAUGGAUGACCAUUCUGGGGCACUGCUGUAGUAUGUGGUUUAGGCUUCAUAGCCUAAGUUUAAAUGACACAACCCUGUCAGUCACAUUUAUUCAUCCAUGAUAAUAACUAAUAAUGUCACGACCCUGCCUUUGCUAAAUAUAUUUGGGAGGGAUUCCCUCACUGACAUCUUAACAAAGGAGUUAUUUUAUACGAGAAUAUUGUUUAUGCUAAUCUAUCAGUAAACUGCAUCCACCUCGUUUUUUUAAGUAUGACAUGUCCUCUACAAUUACAUAAGCCAGACAGGUAGGUUUUUCUGGACCAAAACGGCUUUGAAUAAGAAUAAUUUUUCUAUUUGAGAUUGGUAUGUUAAAAAGUUGGACUGGCAGGAUAUCACACUUGAUCAGAUCCUGUUUAACCCUUCGGUAUAUUCCCCUUGUCCUAAGGGUAAAAAAUGACCCGCCUUCACUAAACCCCUAAAAUAAAGCAGCUUAAUUGAAUUUUAAACCCCAAAUCUAUCUUGCAAGAAACAACUUGUCACUCAUCACAAACUUUAUCAUCAAAUUUCAAGUUGAAAAAGGAUCAUUUAUGGGGUUUUCUCUGCUGUGAAACAUAGUGCUGGGCUAUUUUGGACCUUAAGGAAACACAAGGGCUAAUAUAUUCCUUUAACACCCCUGACCAGACUUCAGAAUAGAAACUACGUUGUGCUGUUAUGAGGUGAUUUAUGAUUUUUGGAACAUUUUACAUUUUGUCUCUGAGAAUAUGAGCUAUUAAGAAUAGUGUCAGCUUUGUAUUUUUUGAAAUGUCAUUCAUUCUGGGAAACAUUGCUUUUAACUGAUUGUGAAUGCACCAAAUCAGUUUACAAACUGCCUUAUUAAAUACAUUUGUAUAUGAUUUUGGAAUGGAAUAAAAUAUAUAUAUUCA
Messenger RNA from Conger conger (European conger), 1971 nucleotides. It is a transcript of the gene arpc5a, whose product is annotated as actin related protein 2/3 complex, subunit 5A. The record is from RefSeq and is a predicted model, not a curated record. Lineage: Eukaryota; Metazoa; Chordata; Actinopteri; Anguilliformes; Congridae. Gene Ontology annotation, molecular function: actin filament binding. The transcript is spliced from 4 exons. Gene Ontology annotation, biological process: regulation of actin filament polymerization; Arp2/3 complex-mediated actin nucleation; cell migration. Gene Ontology annotation, cellular component: actin cytoskeleton; cytoplasm; Arp2/3 protein complex. Bases 125 to 577 code for a protein of 150 amino acids.